Cyanistes caeruleus (blue tit) is the source of this 1915-nucleotide messenger RNA. Lineage: Eukaryota; Metazoa; Chordata; Aves; Passeriformes; Paridae. The record is from RefSeq and is a predicted model, not a curated record.
AUGUCCCCCAGAGCUUCUCAGUUCACCCGAAUGCUUAGUAGGGCUGCGGUUCUUCCUGUCCUGACCAGCCCUGAUUUUCUCUCCCAGGCCGAUGACUUUGUGCGAGCAAACGCCUGCAGCAAGCUGACAGUCAUCGCUGAGCAGAUCCGGUACCUGCAGGAGCAGGCACGCAAGGUCUUGGAUGAAGCUAACAGGGAUGCUGAUCUGAACCAUGUGGCCUGCAACCUUGUGAAGAAGCCAGGAAAUAUUUACUACAUGUACAGGCGGGAGAGUGGGCAGCGGUAUUUCUCUAUCCUGUCUCCUAAGGAAUGGGGUACCACCCCCCAUGAAUUUCUUGGUGCCUAUAAGCUCCAGCAUGACAUGUCCUGGACUCCGUUUGAGGACAUAGAGAGACGAGAUGCUGAAAUAACUGUCCUGGAGAAGCUGCUGAGCCGGCAGGCAGCACUGCCCCCGUGCACGGAGCCCAACUUCCAGGGCCUGACCAAGUCACACAAGUGACCACACAGGACCCCCUGAGCAGAGUCCCUGAGUGAGGGGACACAGUGCCUGUACACUGCCAAAGGCAGGGCAACGAAAGAGACCAAGAAACAAAAAUGCUGAUUGCUCUGUGCUUUAAGGAGACUAAUUCUGCAUUCAGUCUUACUGGAUUUUCUAGUAAUUCAAUAAUUUACUUCAUUGAUCUAUGCCAAGCUGUAGCAAGAGGCAGGUGAUACCAGAAGGUGUGAGUUCCAAGAGCACUUGGAGGAAAAAGCAGAAAUUCUUGGGGCAGAUGUGAUAAUGCUGUAAAAUAACAUCUCCUAUCUGCCUGGCUCUGGUGUACCUCACUGUGAGUGCUUGAGUCAGGUAAUAAUCUCAGGGUUGGAUUUUUCCCCUUAUUAAAAUGCACGUGUUUAGAGAGCUCUGUGGCCUGGGAAGAGUGGUCAAAAGCCUGUGCAAAGGGUCUGCUAUGAUGAAUGUUCUGGUCUCUGUCCUAGCUGGUCAUGGUCCCUGAGCUGGGAACAUGGGGUGACCUGAAGCUCUCUUCUCUGGAAAGAACAUCCUCAACAGUGCCAUGCAGGUGCUCUCCAGAUGAUGUGUGUUUCACAUCCUCAUGCAUUACCCCUUGGAUCUUGGAUAUGCCAGAGCAGUGGGGAGAGUAAAAUAAAUCAACUUUGAUCUCACAUGUAUCACCAAAACAGGCCCUGUGUUCUUUCUGCAUGGCAAAAAUACCUUUAGCUUUGCCAGGAGACUUAGUGGCACGUGGAGCUGGUAUGACACCUCCAGAUUUUUUUCCACCUAGGAAAACUAGGGAAAAGUAAAGACCAGAGCUGCCAAGGAGAUAUCCUCCCUCUGCCCAGCCACACAGGGCUUCUUCAGGAACUUGCCUGCUCUUCUGUGAAGAGCCAAAGUUGGAAUUUAUUGACAGAGAGGAUGUCCAGUUUGGAUCCUGGCAUGUAACACUAGAUCUGGUUGGAUCCUCCCAUGACUUGCUCACUUUCCUGCCAUGACAAGGUGAUCUUAUAUGCUGCUCCAGGCAUUGCAUGUACACAAUGGCCUUGCUACCUCCACAGGCAACAUGGGAGGGUUGGGGACCACUUGGAGCUGAAUUCUGACCCUGGGGUCUGGGCCUGAUAUGGAUGGAGUUGGUGCUUCUUGGUGGAGAACUGUGAGGGCAUCUGCAAAAUCGAAACCCUCGGGGACCAGCAUUGUCACUGUGUUUCGCCAUUGCUGGAGUUUUUGCAGGGUACAGCCUUGCCUCCCAUCUCUGGUGUCCCUCUGUCCUCAUCCCCACACACUGGGAGUUGCUCUGGGAGAUGCUCAAGGCUGCUGGCAGUUCCUCAUGGAAAGAGCUGUUCCUUGCUGGUGUUACAGAGGUUGGGAGGUUUGGGGCAGCUCCCUAGCAGCCCAGGAUUUUUUUUGUCCCAGAUUUUCUUCU